Messenger RNA from Rubroshorea leprosula, 823 nucleotides. NCBI's taxonomy places the organism in Eukaryota, Viridiplantae, Streptophyta, Magnoliopsida, Malvales, Dipterocarpaceae. The record is from the annotation of a GenBank genome assembly.
GGAUUUUAACCUCACCAAAGGAGGGAACUGUGGGUGUCUCUCCUCUUUCAACUCCUCUCUCUCAACCCACUCUUCUUACCCCUAAAAAUCCAACAAUAUCAAAAGAAAACCGAAGGAAGUUCAAAAGCUCAUGGAUUUGACAAAGGAGAAAAUGAAACUCCUCGCUGAAGAUGAGAGCUUUGUGCAUAAAAAAAAAGGUGAGAAUACACAUUGCGGGUGACCUAGAACUCUUGAAUCCACCUCUCAUGGAUGCAACUAAGAGGCUGAUAAAGGUGACUACUGGUUACUCUAAGGUUGUGCUCACCAUCUGUAUUGCUUACACUUCCAGCAAUGAAAUUGUUCAUGCUGUUCGAGAAUCUUAUGAAGAAAAAUGCAAUCCAAUAGAAGAUCAAACCAAGGAUGUGAGUUUAGAUUUGGUUGACAUUGAAAAACCUAUGUACAUGGCUAUUACACUGGAUCCUGAUAUUGUGAUUCGGAUGUCAGGGGAGAGUCGCCUGAGCAAUUUUCUACUAUGGCAGAGUUGUAGCAGCUAGUUGGUUUCCACGACUACACUUUGGCCGAAGACUGGUUUUUGGCAUUUGGUAUGGGCAGUCUUGGAUUUCCAGAGAAAUCACAUUUACUUGGAGAAGAAAAAGAAGCAAAUGUAACUUUUGUUAGUGCUCACCGUAAAAUGACAUUUGCAAUGUAACUCUAAGUUAGCACUUGGUUAUCCUUUUUGUUAGUUUAGCUCCUUUACUUAAGGAACCAUGUCUCUAGAUAUUUUAUACAUGUAAGGUGUUUGAUGGAUUAGGUGGAGUUGUUAGAACAAAUCUACUAUUGGCAC